AUGCGCACAGUAUUCCUCCUUUUACCACUGCUAAUCUCCCUAGUCUCCAGCAGUGUCAUUGGCAUCGACCUAGGCUCAGAAUUUUUCAAAGUACUCCCUAUAUAGAUUUCAUUAAUUCGGCCAGGCAAAAAGCUAGUAAUUGUGGAAAAUGAGCACUCCAAGCGAGCUACCAACACAAUGCUUGCAUUUACAGAGCAAGGAAGAGUCUUUGGUGAAAACGCUUACAAAGAGCAAUCCAAAAAGCCUCAAAAUUCUAUUGCAUACUCCCAUCUCCUGCUAGGGAUUUCUUUUAAUGAUGAAGAAUCCAAGUCAUAUUUCCUCAAAAGUUUUCAGCCAAUUGAGUUAAUCCAAGACGAAAACAGGACAAGUAUCAGUUUUAAGCUUGCAGACCAAGAAUUAUCAAAUGAAGAAGCAAUGACAAUGAUUUUAGAAUUCGCAAGAAAAAUGUCUGAAAAGUUCAGCGAAGGAAGCAUUAAAGAUUGUGCUAUAACAAUCCCUAGCUAUUGGACUCGAGCUCAAAGGCUUUAUUUAAUAUACGCCGCACAAGCAGCAGGGUUAAAUGUCUUAAGCUUAAUCCACGAAAAUACAGCAGCCGCUUUUUACUAUGCAAUUGAUAGGCUUGACAACGAAACUCAACACCAUGCUUUAUUUUAUAACCUCGGCUCCUCGUCUUUACAAGUUACCAUUGCAAAAUACUUCUACACAAACCAAACUGCCUCAAAAAAGCCGAAACAAAUAGAAACAGUCGAAAUCUUGUCCCAUACCUCUGACAAAUAUCUUGGUGGGAGUCUUUUUGACUCAGUACUUGCUGACUAUUUAGCUGGGGAAUUUGAGAAACACUCAGUUUUAAAAGUAAAAGACUCCAAAAAAGCUAUGAUGAAGCUUUUCCAACAGUCCCAAAGUGUGAAAAAAGUAUUAAGUGCUAGUAAAUCCUCCCCUGUGAUUAUCAAUAAUUUAAUUGCUGGGGUCGAUUUUAAGACAACUAUUGCAAGAGAAACUUUUGAAAAUCUCAUUGAGCCUUAUAUGGAGAGACUUAUCGCCCCUGUUGCUAAAGCUUUAGAAAUUGCUGGGCUUUCUAUAGAAGAAAUUAACAGUUUUGAGCUUAUUGGAGGGGUAACAAGAGUACCAAAAGUCCAAGAAAUUCUGAAAGAAAAAUUACAGGUAAACCUUGGGGCUCAUUUAAAUGGAGAUGAAGCUAUGGCGCAUGGGGCUGCGAUUUUUGCAGCUAAUAUUAGUGCUGUUAUACAGGUAAAGCCACUGUGGCUGACUGAUAUUAAUAUGUAUAAUGUCUGGGCGAAAUUUUAUUCGACUUAUGAUAUGGAUUUUUAUAAAGAGUCAGUCAUUUUUAAGGAAGGGGCUAAGCUGAAUACUGUGAAAAAGGUGGGGUUUAACCAUAGCCAUGAUGUCAGGGUUGAGAUUUUUAUUGAUUAUGGAAAAGGGUAUAACCAGGUAUUGACUUAUUAUGUAUCUGGGGUUGAUGAAGUAGCCAAAAAAACAAGCGAGGAACCUUAUAUUCUGUUUGUGUUUAAUUUGGAUUAUAGCGGGUUACCUUAUUUAAAGAGAGUUCAGGCACAGUACGAAGAAGAAGUUGUGGUGGAAGAAAAGCCAGUUAACUCCUCCUUUAAUAUUUCUAUUAAAAAUUUUAUAGGUGAAAAUACAAUUUUUAUUAUUUAUAAGCUUGGCCUAAUUUAAUUGAGAAAAUUCAAGGAUGUUAUUUAAACAGUUAUAGCAAUGAGCCAAUUAAUUUUUGAAAUAAUUCUUUAUAAAAAUCAUUUAAUUCAAUAAUUUAUAUUUGUUAUUUUUUAAAUUUGAUGGAAAAUAUUAUAUUAAUGUAUUUUUCAAAAAAUCAAUCCAAUUAAAAAAUUUUGGUUUCAAUUUAAAGGCGGGAUAAGAAAGAUAAGAAAAAAGAAGCUAAAGUUAAACAAGAGGAAAAAGAAGAAAAAGACGAAGAGACGAAUGAAAAUAAUAGUGAAGAGAAAACAAAAGAGGAUGGAGAAGAGCAGAAUGACUCAGAAGAAAACACUAGUGAAAAUAAUGAAGAAAACAAAGAUCCUGAAGAUUCAAGCGAAAAUAAAGAAAGCUUAGAAGACUCUAGUAAAGAAGAAGCUUCCCAAACAGAAGAAUCUGCAGACUCUAAGCCUAAAAAAACCAAAAUUGAAACCCGCAAAGUCAAACUCGAUGCCAAAGAAGUCGAACACGAGCUUCCAACCCCUCUCACCCAAGCCCAAAUCCGAGAACUCAAAAGCAAGCUGGACUCUUUCAAAACCAAAGAAGAAGAGGCCAAAAAGCUCGCAGAAGUCAAAAACGACCUUGAAUCCUACAUUUACUACCUCCAAGACAAAAUUGAAGAAGAAUAUUUCACAAAAGUAACCACAGACGACGAACGAGAAGCCUAUUCAAAGCUAAUUUCAGAAACCAAAGAAUACCUAGAAAGUGACUCCUACGCUGAAGCCAAAGUUACUGAAAUAAAAUCAAAAAAAAGAAUUAUUGAAAAAAAUAUUUCUGAUGCCUUAGAAAGGGAAAAAGAAGCAGAAAUCAGAGACCAAAUGGUCGAGGACGCUUUUGAGCAGCUUGGCAAAUUUUAUGAAAAAAUAAUAAACUCCCCCCCCCCCUCCGUGAGCGAACAAAAAAAUUUUGUUUCGCUCACGGAGGGGGGUUAAUUUUUUUUUUUUAAAAAAAAUUUAUAUAUAAAUUUUAUAAAAAAUAUUUUUUUCGAAAUUUAAAAAAAAUCCUAAUUUGCAAAAAUUGGGAAGCAAAUAUUAAUUUAAUUUGCAAAAUUUAUGUUUUAAAACGCAAUUUGUUUAAAAUUAAACAGAAUUAGCUCUAGAUUUCAUUUAUACUAAUUAUCACUUAUAUAUCAAAAUUUUUUUCCAUUAAAUUUUUUCUAUUAAAAAAAUUUUUGUUCACUCACGGAGGGUGGGUUUUUGGUCAAAAAAUGGCGAUUUUUCUAAUGGUUUUGUUCGCUCACGGAGGGGGGGGGGGGGGAGUAAGUAUUAAUACCACAAAGCCAUGGAUCCCACAAGAAGAUAUUGAAGCCGGGAUUAAAAGGUAUACGGAGGCUAAAGAAUGGCUAGAGGAGAAGGCUAAAGAACAAAAUGCCUUGAAGCCUUGGGAGCCACUUGCGUUUAAGACGUCAGAUAUAGAAAGCAAGCUGAGUUUGGUAGUAAAACAGAUUGAGAAGCUGAAAAGAAUGCAAAAGCCGAAACCAAAGGAUAUGCCAGAUUUCGCGAAUUUUAAAGAUUUUGAUUGGAAGAAGUUUAAGGAGGAAAGGGAUAAGGCAAAUAAGACUGAAGAAGGAAACAAGACUGAAGAAGGAAGCAAGACGGAAGAAGAGAGCAAGGCUGAGGAAGAAACAAAAACACAAAAAGAAGAAAAGACAGAAGAGGUUAAGCUAGAGCUGGGAGAUAACCAAGAAGAGCCAAGGAAGACUGAUCUUUAA
This is a messenger RNA of Blepharisma stoltei, 3439 nucleotides long. The record is from the annotation of a GenBank genome assembly. Lineage: Eukaryota; Ciliophora; Heterotrichea; Heterotrichida; Blepharismidae.